This is a messenger RNA of Salvia splendens (bonfire salvia), 1753 nucleotides long. Its product is annotated as protein LOW PSII ACCUMULATION 1, chloroplastic. Gene Ontology annotation, cellular component: chloroplast. Gene Ontology annotation, molecular function: protein binding. Bases 43 to 1542 code for a protein of 499 amino acids. The record is from RefSeq and is a predicted model, not a curated record. The transcript is spliced from 8 exons. Gene Ontology annotation, biological process: photosystem II oxygen evolving complex assembly. NCBI's taxonomy places the organism in Eukaryota, Viridiplantae, Streptophyta, Magnoliopsida, Lamiales, Lamiaceae.
GCAACCGUUACAGAUAAACCGAUAGAUAUUGCCUAUGAAUUAAUGGCGGCGGCAAAUUUUGCACCACUCCACCACCACCAUUUCCGCCGCUGCCCGUCCCCGCCAAAUUCGAGCUCGUUGUUGAUAUCAAAGGCGUGUUUCCUUAGCAGAAAUUUUUCAUCCUCUUACUCGUUUUGUGCGUCGAUCCAGCCCGCGAAAAUCACUCAUGGACAGUUAGUUAAUUGCUCUCCGUCGCCAUCCUCUACUUCGCCGGAAAUUAGUGCCGCCACGGCUGAGUCAUGUGUUAAUUUGGGACUGUCUCUUUUCGCCAAAGGACGGGUUAAGGAUGCUCUUGAACAGUUUGACACUGCUCUCACUUUGGAUCCUAACCCUGUGGAGGCUCAAGCUGCUCUGUAUAACAAAGCUUGCUGCCAUGCCUACAGGGAGGAAGCCAAGAAAGCUGCUGAAUGUUUACGAACAGCUUUGAGAGAAUAUGACCUCAAGUUUGGAACCAUUCUAAAUGAUCCUGAUUUGGCCUCAUUUAGAGCUAUGCCUGAAUUCAAGGAAUUGCAAGAAGACGUUGGCUUCUCAAUUAUGGCCACCUUUUAUUUUGCAUAUGUUUCUAUAUUUCAAGAUAUUCCAAUAUAUUUCAACUGUCAAUGCUCACCUUGUAAAAUCUUGCACCAUUUCUCAUUGCAACGUCAUCAACAGGCCAGACUGGGUGGAGAGGAUAUAGGCUAUGGCUUUCGAAGGGAUCUAAAGCUCAUUAGUGAGGUCCAGGCACCUUUCCGCGGGAUUCGCAGAUUUUUCUAUGUGGCAUUCACAGCUGCUGCGGGAAUCUCAUUGUUCUUAACCAUACCUAGACUAUUUGCUGCAAUCAAAGGUGGUGAUGGUGCUCCUGACCUGUUACAGACAUCUGAAAAUGCAGGAAUAAAUAUUGGAGGUAUUAUUGUUUUUGUGGCUUUAUUCUUAUGGGACAACAAAAAGGAGGAGGAACAGUUUGCUCAAAUUACAAGGAAUGAAACACUAUCAAGGCUUCCUCUGCGCCUUUCGACAAACAGGAUUGUUGAACUUGUGCAGCUACGGGACACAGCAAGGCCUGUUAUUUUGGCUGGGAAGAAAGAGACAGUUGAUUCAGCCAUGCGAAAGGCAGAGAGGUUUCGAACAAAUCUUCUCCGGAGAGGAGUUAUACUGAUUCCUGUUGUAUGGGGUGAAAGGAGAGAACCGCUGGCAGAGAAAAAAGGCUUUGGUCUUUCUCCAAAAGCAGCUGCUUCUCUCCCAUCAAUUGGGGAAGAUUUUGAUAAGCGAACUCAAUCAGUUGUUGCAAAUUCAAAAAUCAAAGCUGAGAUUCGAUUCCGAGCAGAAGUGGUAUCAGCUGCUGAAUGGGAAAGGUGGAUAAGAGAUCAACAAGAGGCUGAAGGCAUAACUCCGGGUGAAGAUGUGUACAUAAUUCUCCGUCUAGAUGGCCGUGUUCGAAAAUCAGGGCUGGGAAUGCCUGAUUGGCAAGAAAUUGUGAAGGAGGUGCCCCCAAUGGAAGAUCUCUUGAGCAAGCUGGAGAGAUAAACCACGUGUCGAAACACUGCUAGUUGAGAUUAAAUUAAUUCUAUUCUAUGAGAAAAUAUUGUACUCCAUAUUUCUUUCUCAAAUUGAGCUAGCUACCAAUAUAGUGCACAUUGAUAUCUGCUCAUGUUUAGGUGGUACUUGACUCACCAUCUACUACAACAUCUUAACCACUCAAAAGUUGGAUAAUAAAUUCUUUUUCCUUUUGCCCCUC